UUCUGUAUGUCCAAUCCAAUCAAUAUGGCAGCAGCCCCCCUUUAGCACCCAUUUGAACUGCCAUUAGCGAUUACUCAACUCAGACUCUAUCGCUGAUUAGUCAGAAGAGAUAACUAGCUGUGAUAGUACGCACUACAUACACUCAGCCACCACAAAUGGGCGCACCCGGAACGGGUUCAGUGUAUGUCAUACCAUGAACAUGAACACCACCUCGCAGGUGGUAAUUACCGCCGAAACCUUUGAGCCGGUCUGCCAGCCAAUCUCCCUACCACCCGGCACCGUGGUGGCGACCCAGCAACCUAUUUCUAGCCGCACUCCGAUUGGGACAGGAGAUAGCUCGCUGAAAGUCGGCUGGCAGCCGAUGCAAGUUCGGUGUUCCUCCUGCCAUGGUGAGGUGCAGACCAGCCUGAUUAUCGCCUCCACAAAGACCACCCAUCUGUGCGCCUUGAUACUGUACAUUUGCUGCCUCUGGCCAUGCGUCGUCCUGCCCUACUGCUUCAACUACUGCAAGAAUGUGCGACAUUUCUGCCCCAACUGUGGAAACUACAUAGGGACCUAUUCGAUUUGAUUUAGUGUUAAAAUUAUCCAAGCCGCUAUUAAACGAUUCAAAAUGAACAGUUUUUAAAAGCUCUGCUUCAGUUUUUUAUUCAGCUGUUGAAAGCUCUGCAAGAAGAGCCAGCAAA
This is a messenger RNA of Drosophila obscura, 683 nucleotides long. RefSeq names its product lipopolysaccharide-induced tumor necrosis factor-alpha factor homolog. Lineage: Eukaryota; Metazoa; Arthropoda; Insecta; Diptera; Drosophilidae. Bases 194 to 568 code for a protein of 124 amino acids. The transcript has 2 exons. Gene Ontology annotation, molecular function: zinc ion binding. The record is from RefSeq and is a predicted model, not a curated record.